Molecule: messenger RNA, 747 nt
Organism: Saccharomyces kudriavzevii IFO 1802
Lineage: Eukaryota; Fungi; Ascomycota; Saccharomycetes; Saccharomycetales; Saccharomycetaceae
Gene: SYN8
Product: syntaxin
Exons: 1
Coding region: 1-747 (248 amino acids)
Biological process (GO): vesicle fusion; intracellular protein transport
Cellular component (GO): endomembrane system; SNARE complex
Molecular function (GO): SNAP receptor activity; SNARE binding
Source: RefSeq, a predicted model, not a curated record
AUGGAUGUGUUGAAGUUGGGUUACGAACUGGACCAGCUGUCCGAUCUGGUCGAAGAAAGAACAAGACUUGUGUCGGUGUUGAACCUCACCCCGACCUCGAAUGAUAACAUUGCCUUGAAACGGCAAUUGAGCUCUAUACUGGAGUCGUUGCAGAAGGGUGCGACCCCCGAUACGUUGGUCUCGCGGUACAAUGCCACCCUGGACAGAAUCCCUGAUACGGCCGUUGACAAGGAGUUGUACAGGUUCCAAAGACCGGCUGCCGGUGGUGCUGGUGAGGUUUCCAGAGACUCUCUGAAAAAGGUACGGUUCAAGAACGACGAGGAGCUUACAGUCAUGUAUAGGGAUGACGAUGAACAAGAGGAGGAGUCGCCGCUGUCCUCCACACAUAUCGCAUACGAGGAUGAGCCAUUGCAGCCGCAGCCACAGCCACAGCCCAUGAUUUCCAAUCAAGAACUCUUUAUCGACCAGCAGCAGCAGCUUUUGGAGCAGGAUUCUCACUUGGGCACGUUGUCGCAGUCUAUGGAGAGGACUCACGGCAUCUCCAUGGAUCUGAAUAGCGAGAUAGUCUCUCAGAACGACUCGCUGCUGGUGGAUUUGGAAAACCUGGUCGAUAAUAACGGUAGGAACUUGAACAGGGCCUCUCGCUCCAUGCAUGGCUUCAACAGCUCCAGGUUCAAGGACAACGGCAAUUGCCUCAUCAUCUUCGUGCUGAUAGUGGUGCUCUUGUUGCUCCUGCUGGUACUGUAG